ACAAUUUAGAUCAGACAUAGAAUUUAUAUUAUAAAGUGAAAAGUUUACUUUUUUUUAAACCACAACCCAAAUUCUCAGUACCAACUCAAAGCACACAAAAUGACAUUUAAGAAACUACUUUUCGUUUGCAUGGGCAACUCGUGCAGCUCGCCGAUGGCCGAGACAAUUAUGCAGACUCUGAUGGUGAAGACAAGCCUAUACUGGGAGGUGGACAGCGCAGCGCUGCGCACCUGGAACAUUGGCAGGCGACCACACAAGCUGUGCCUCAAAGUCCUCCGAGAGCACGGACUGCGCUCCGAUCACUUCUGUCGGCUGCUAACUGUGCAGGACUUUUAUUACUUUGACUACAUCAUUGCCAUGAAUGAGCAUAUAUUCAAGGAGCUGCUGCUGUGGGCGGAUGCCAACCGGAUUCUCGACACCUCACAUGUCAUAAUGCUCGGCGCGUACGGGAAGAAUGGCAAGAGCCCAACCAUUAUUGAUCUGUCGCCGGCACGCAAACUUAAAGCCUUCAGAAAUGCGUAUUAUCAAAUCAAGGACUGCUGCAAGGAGCUCAUACUGGGCGAACAGGUUAGCAUUGUGCGCUACAAUGUACCCAGUACGGAUGAUGAUGAUGAGGAGAACGCGUAUCAGGUGAAAAAUAUGUCUCAUGGAGACUCCACUGAAGGUCCCGAUUCUCCCUAUUCCCUGGUCGCCCCAUGUCACAAGAGCAGCUCGAAAAAUUCUGUAUCACCGUGCUCAGUUUGUUCCGUAGGUACGCCCCAGUCGAAUAAAAAGAAACUAUGCCACAAGUGUGGCCAGAAGUUCUUGGCUCAGCUCUGAGCGCGAGCCUCGAAUGGACUAUUGACCAUUUUGCUAUCCUAAGAAGACGAGACCAAGCUUAUUCACAGCGGCCAAUUGUUGAUUAUGAAAUAAACAUAAAAGUGACUUUGA
Drosophila navojoa is the source of this 930-nucleotide messenger RNA. RefSeq names its product low molecular weight phosphotyrosine protein phosphatase 1. Gene Ontology annotation, molecular function: protein tyrosine phosphatase activity. The record is from RefSeq and is a predicted model, not a curated record. Gene Ontology annotation, biological process: protein dephosphorylation. NCBI's taxonomy places the organism in Eukaryota, Metazoa, Arthropoda, Insecta, Diptera, Drosophilidae.